GGAGCAAGGAGAUGAAUGUAGCAGCCAAGUAUCGCGUGGCCUCCCUGUAUGUGGGUGACCUACAUGCAGAUGUCACUGAGGACCUGCUGUUCAAGAAGUUCAGCACGGUGGGGCCUGUGCUGUCCAUCCGCAUCUGCAGGGACUUGGUCACCCACCGCUCUCUAGGCUAUGCCUACGUGAACUUCCUGCAGUUGGCUGAUGCCCAGAAGGCCUUGGACACAAUGAAUUUUGACGUGAUAAAAGGCCAAUCUAUCCGUCUCAUGUGGUCUCAGCGUGAUGCCUACUUAAGGAAAUCUGGAAUUGGGAACGUGUUCAUCAAGAAUCUGGACAAAUCCAUCGAUAACAAAACCCUCUAUGAACACUUUUCAGCUUUUGGAAAGAUCCUGUCCUCCAAGGUGAUGAGUGAUGAUCAAGGCUCCAAAGGUUUUGCAUUUGUGCACUUUCAGAACCAGAGUGCUGCGGAUAGGGCCAUUGAAGAGAUGAAUGGAAAGCUGCUCAAGGAUUGCAAGGUGUUUGUUGGCAGAUUCAAAAACCGUAAAGAUCGGGAAGCUGAACUCAGGAACAAAGCCAGUGAAUUCACCAAUGUUUACAUCAAAAACUUUGGAGAUGACAUGGAUGAUCAGAGAUUGAAGGAAGUUUUCAGCAAAUAUGGCAAAACUCUGAGUGUUAAGGUGAUGACAGAUUCCAGUGGGAAAUCCAAAGGCUUUGGGUUUGUAAGUUUUGAUAGCCAUGAGGCUGCCAAAAAGGCUGUUGAAGAAAUGAAUGGACAGGACAUAAACGGACAGCUGAUUUUUGUAGGUAGGGCACAAAAGAAAGUAGAGCGACAGGCUGAGUUAAAGCAAAUGUUUGAACAGCUGAAAAAGGAAAGAAUUCGUGGGUGCCGGGGGGUAAAGCUCUAUAUUAAGAACCUUGAUGAUACCAUUGAUGAUGAAAAACUACGAAAGGAAUUUUCUUCAUUUGGAUCAAUUAGCAGAGUUAAGGUAAUGCAGGAAGAAGGGCAGAGCAAAGGAUUUGGAUUGAUCUGCUUCUCCUCUCCUGAGGAGGCCACUAAAGCAAUGACUGAGAUGAAUGGUCGCAUAUUGGGCUCUAAACCCCUCAACAUUGCCUUGGCCCAGAGGCAUUAGGAAAGAAAAAAAUUACCUCACCAGCUACUAUUUGCAGCAGGUGGGGGAAUGGUAUUGAUCUCUGCCUGAAUUGUUCUCAGUAAAUUUCAAAUCCCACCUGAUAGCUGCUUAGUUUGGUAAACUUUGUGAUUUUUUUUUUUUAUACAAAGCCAUUUUAUUUUAUUUUUUUGUGUGUGGAAAAAUAAAAACAAUAAAUCUUAGAAACUGGUUCAUUUUACAGAGGCAUACCUUCUAAUUUUAACAUUUUUUAUUUUCUUAUUUUGAUGUAGUAUUCAUAGCAAUAAGAAUAAUUAGAUAUAUUUUUAUUACAUUUUGAACUAACUGAAGUGAGGUCAUUA
Molecule: messenger RNA, 1462 nt
Organism: Galeopterus variegatus (Sunda flying lemur)
Lineage: Eukaryota; Metazoa; Chordata; Mammalia; Dermoptera; Cynocephalidae
Gene: PABPC4L
Product: poly(A) binding protein, cytoplasmic 4-like
Exons: 1
Coding region: 12-1124 (370 amino acids)
Cellular component (GO): ribonucleoprotein complex
Molecular function (GO): RNA binding
Source: RefSeq, a predicted model, not a curated record